Naegleria lovaniensis is the source of this 1836-nucleotide messenger RNA. RefSeq lists its product as uncharacterized. NCBI's taxonomy places the organism in Eukaryota, Heterolobosea, Eutetramitea, Acrasida, Naegleriidae. Gene Ontology annotation, cellular component: AP-5 adaptor complex. The coding region runs from base 1 to 1836 and encodes 611 amino acids. The record is from RefSeq and is a predicted model, not a curated record. The transcript is spliced from 2 exons.
AUGUCAACGACUCAUCCACAACAACAACCUCCUCCUUCUCCAUCCUCUUCCAAAUCAUCCAUUCUUUCAUCAUCAACACAAAACACAGAUCAAAGUUUAAUUCAAAAUUAUUUUCUAAUUUUACAUUCAUCAUUAAAUCAAUCAGCGCAAAACAGUGAAAGAUAUAUUGAAAAAUUAAAAUAUGUUCCUCCGAUACAAAUUACCCAAAUCUAUCCAACAAUAUUAUUUAAAAAAUUAAUUCAACCAAAUUUGACAUCACGUGAUUUAUAUGAUCUAUUGAGAGAAUGCUAUCAAAUUAUAACAUUACCUGUUGGUGUAAAUCGAGGAAUUGAUUUCACAAAUCAUAGUGGAAUUAUAUUAUUUCUAAUUAAAUUAUUAAUUAAUACUAAAACGAUGAAGAAAAUCAAAGUAUUAAUUCUAUUGAUAUUAACGAAUAUUAAAUUGAAUGAUUUUUCACAAUUUCAUCAAAUCAAUGAACAACAAAAUCCCUAUGUGAAAUAUCUAGAAUAUUAUACGAGAACCAUGAACUCUGAACUUUCACUCUUGGAUCAAUUAAUUCCAAUUCAAGACAAGUCUAUGAAUUCACUUGUAGAUGUUCUCUAUUUGAAUCAUAAAUUUGAAAUUUCAGAUUCUACAAAAAUUCAAAUUUAUGAAAGUGAUGGUCAUACUAUUCAUCCAUUAAUUAUUCAAGGAUCAUCUAAAACAGGUAAUAGUAAUACCAUCUAUACAGUUUUAAAUCGAGUGAAACAACAUUCAUCUUAUACCAUUCAAUCAAAUUAUUGUUUUAGUUUAUUGAAACAAGAAUUACUUGAAAAUUUUAAUUCUCUCUCUAAACAACAAUUACAAUCCAUUCUAAAAUAUAAUUUAAGAAUUAUGCAACAAUGUGAAUACUUGUUGAAUGAUUCAGAUCAUAUUUCCUAUAUGGCAAGUGUGUUAUUAGAAUCCAUCACACAAAUGGAUAUUAUUUGUUUUAGAGAUUCAAAUUUUGUGAAUCAAAUAUUUCCAAUUCUCAAGAAAAUGUUUUUAACCAUUUCAAAUCAUCCAUCAGCAAUCUCUUCAUGCUCAUUGGUUCUAUUGGAAUGUGUGAAAUUCUUUAUGCAUCACUCAUAUACAUUUAUUUAUGAUCCAAACAUGUUGAUUGAAAGAUUCUUUUCCAUUUAUUGGACUCAUUUCAAAACCAAUAUUUUAUUGCAUGUCGAGUUAUUGAACAUGCUCAUUUUGAAUCAUUCCUUUAUUGUGGAAAAUGAUCUCUCCUAUGUUUACAAAUAUUCCUACAAGAUUAUUUUCAAAAUAUUUGAAAUCAUUCCAUACAAGGUUCAUCACUUGAUACAAGUACUGUUACCAUGUCUUGUGAAUGAACAUUCAUUUACUGAGAUUUUUCAUAUUUUAACACAACUCUCAGAUCCCAUCUAUCAUAGUCAUGUGAAUGUUUUGUUAAAAAUUUAUUUUUCAAAAUGUAUCAAUGAUGAAUACAUGCAAGUAUUGAUUCCCAUCAUGAUUGAUAAAAUUAAUGGAGAGAAUCAUGCAUUACAUGAGAGUUCACAUAUGAGUGAGUCCACAAUGAUGAUGAUGGCACCAGUUGAAACUCCAACACGAAACAUCUAUGAGGAUGUCAUUAUUGAACAAUUAACCCAACAAGUUCACAAAGUGUACACAAAUAUGACCACAGCUCCUUCUCUCUCGAAUACAACCACUCAUGUCAGUAGCUCUGGAAUUACAAGUGGUAGUAGCAGUAGUAGUGCCAUCAUUAACAAGAUGAAAACUGUUCUUCAUAGCAACAAUGACAAAUUAUUCCAAUUAAGGUCAUUCAAUCCAUUUAUGAAAGUCUCGAAUUAA